GUUCAUGUGACCGUCAUGACGGGUUUUAGUGGAUGGUCUAGAGACCUGUGGUUGUACAUGACCGAGUGUUUCUCCAUGUACAAAAUUAUAGAGCAUGCAUGGGCUAGUGCCAUGGACUUCCUGGCAGAAGAUAACCUGUGUGGGAGGACCCUGCUCCGGCUGGUGUCCCGAGGUAACGCCAUCAUCGCAGAGCUGCUGCGUCUGUCGGAGUUCAUCCCUCCGGUGUUCCGCCUGGACAACAAACGGGACCAGGAGGUCUAUGGUGACAUCAUCACAGACUUCUCCUACUUCCGUCAGCAAGACUACUUCGACCACAACAUUGAGAAACGACCAGACUUACAGGACCUUGAUGAACAGUUCAGGGAGCACAAUAUUGACAUACUGACCAGGUUCUAUUUGGCAUUUGAGAGCAUCCACAAGUAUGUCACAGAUCUAAACAGAUACCUGGAGGAUCUCCAGGAGGGAGUGUACAUCCAGCAGACUAUGGAGUCUGUUCUGUUGAACGAGGAUGGGAAACAGCUGAUGUGUGAGUCCCUGUUCCUGUACGGCACCAUGCUGCUGGUGGUGGACAUGAAGUUUGAAGGAGUCAUCAGGGAGAGGAUGCUCGUCUCCUACCACAGGUACAGUUCUGCCCGUGCUGUGACUGACUCCAACAUUGAUGAUGUCUGUAAACUGCUCAGGAGCACAGGCUUCUCCCCUGUCCCUGGGGCCAAGAAACCAGCCAACUAUCCAGAAUCAUUCUUCAAACGAGUGCCCAUCAGACCAGUCUUCAUCAGUAUGGUGAUUGGUCGGCUGAGGUCAGACGACAUCUACAACCAGAUUUCGGCUUACCCGCUCCCCGAGCACCGCAGCACGGCGCUGGCCACGCAGGCGUCCAUGCUGUACGUCAUCCUGUACUUCGCACCGGAGAUCCUCCACAACCAGCAGGCCAAGAUGAGGGAAAUUGUGGACAAACACUUCCCUGAUAAUUGGGUGGUGAGUGUGUACAUGGGCAUCAUUGUGAACCUAGUAGAGGCCUGGGAUGGCUACAAGGCAGCCAAGACUGCUCUGAACAACACCAUAGAGCAGGCUAACAUCAGGGAACAUGCGUGCGUGCGUGCGUGCGUCUUUGAUAAGCUGAACCCUCUAGUGAAGCAACAGCUGAAGGAAGGUGUGCUGACAGAAGAGUUUGUACUGGACUCCAUCCCCAAACUUAUGAACAUCAUCCGGGAGUGUAAUGUUACCAUCCACUGGAUGUUACUGCACACUGUGGAGUCAGGUGCUGACCUGAACAAGCGUUGCCGGCAGCUGAGAGAGCAGGUGAUAGCUGACAGCAAGUACAACCCUGGAGUCCUGUUUGAGUUACUACUCAACACAGCACAGCUGGAACUCAAACUCAAGGAGAUGUUCAAACAGAUGCUUCAGGAUAAACAGAACAAGUGGGAACAGUGCAAGAAGGAGGGUUCAGAGAGGGUAGCCGAGCUGGGGGAGGUGUUCUCAGGGACCAAGCCUCUCACAAGGGUGGAGAAAAAUGAGAACCUACAGGCCUACUUCAAUGAGACGGCCAAGCAGAUCACCUCUUUGAGCUAUGAGGACUCCACUUCUGCUGGGAGGAAGAUUGUGCAACUCAUUCAAGCUCUGGAAGAGGUGCAAGAGUUCCACCAGCUGGAGGCUAACCUGCAGGUGCGACAGUUCCUUGCGGAUACCCGGAAGUUUCUGCACCAGAUGAUCCGCACUAUUAACAUCAAGGAGGAGGUGCUCAUCACCAUGUCUAUAGUGGGAGACCUCUCCUACGCAUGGAACAUCAUUGACAAUUAUACAGGAUAUAUGCAGCAAGGUAUCAAGAGGGACCCAUCUCUGGUCACCAAACUCAGGGCCACCUUCCUCAAGCUUGCCUCAGCCAUGGACCUGCCCCUGCUGCGUAUUAACCAGGCCAACAGUCCCGACCUGAUCAGUGUGUCCCAGUACUACUCAGGCGAGCUGGUCACCUACGUCAGGAAGGUGCUGCAAAUCAUCCCAGAAACCAUGUUUGGACUUCUGGGGGUCAUCAUUAAGAUGCAGACCAGUCAGAUUAAGGAGGUGCCCACCCGUCUCGAGAAGGACAAGCUGAAGGAGUUUGCCCAGCUGGAGGAGAGAGCCAAGGUGGCCAAACUCACACAUGACAUCUCCGUCUUCACCGAGGGCAUCCUCAUGAUGAAAACUACUCUGGUUGGGAUCAUCAAGGUUGACCCCAAGCAGCUGCUGGAGGAUGGCAUCAGGAAAGAGCUGGUGAAGCGAGUGGCCUACGCACUGCACCAGGGGCUCAUCUUUAACCCAAAGUCAAAGGUGAGUGAGCUCAUUCCGAGGUUAAACGCCAUGGGAGCAGUGAUGGACGGAUUCCGGCGGUCGUUUGAGUACAUCCAGGACUACGUCAGCAUCUCAGGGCUGAAGAUCUGGCAGGAGGAAGUCUCCAGGAUCAUCAACUACAAUGUGGAACAGGAGUGCAACAGUUUCCUCAGGAUCAAGGUGUCAGAUUUCCAAAGUCUGUACCAGUCAAAAGACAUUCCAAUCCCCAAAUUUGCACCUGUGGAUGCAUCGGUCAACUUUAUUGGUCGUCUAGCCCGUGAGAUCCUCCGCAUCACUGACCCAAAACUGACCACGUACAUCGACCAGAUGACAGCCUGGUACGACAACAAGAGCAAGCAGGAGAUCAUGACAAAUAGACUCUUUACAAAAGUACAGAAGAGCCUGGGUACAUUUGGGCUGACGGGUCUGGACCGUCUGCUGUGCUUCAUGAUCGUGCGUGAGCUGCAGAACUUCCUGGCCGUGCUGCAGCGGGGCGUGCUGCGGGACAAGACGUGGCUGGAGAUGUUCGCCAGUCUCAUGAAGAGUCUCAACCCUGUCAGGGGCAUUGUGGCCAAUGCCACCAAGGUAUACCCUCAGGCCUGUACCAAAGCCAGUAAGAUGUGGCAGCUGUUCUUAGAGGUCAUCCUGAAGGUCGGACAGAUCCAGCUGCUGAGGAGACAGAUUGCCUACGAGCUCAACUUCUCCUGCAAGUUUGACUCCAAGUUCCUGGCCUGUGCACUGCAGACAUUCAAUGAGUCUCUACUGUCCAAUAUAGAGGCCCACUACCAGGACCCAUCCCUACCCUACCCUAAGGAGGACAACCCACUCAUGUUUGAGUUGACAUCCUACCUAGAAUGUGCAGGCAUCAACAACCCACUCAACAAGAUCUAUGUGACUACCCAGCGGUUGCCGUACCUGUCGCUGCUGAACUUCCUCUUUGUAAUCUCACAGUUACCAAGGCUUCAGUAUGUCAAGGCUGUUGGUGAUCUUGUGUGUAAGAAGCCGACAGAUGGCCUGGAUGGAGUGCCGUUUGUAGUCGGCACCAUCACCCUCCUGAAGCAGUUUCACAAGGAGAACACCGACCACUUCCUGGCCCUGCUGGGACAGUACGUCAGGUCUAUGGUAGACAGCACCGCCAGCAACUCCAAGUCAACUGGCCUCUCAGAAGAAGUGGUGAAUGUUUUAGCCUACCUGGAGAUGUACAUGUACUACAGCGAGCUACCAAGAAAGGCCGUGGAAGCUCACAUUCCCAGCUAUCUGUUUGAUGAGUUUAGAAGCAAUGUUCAAACAUAGAAGCUGCCCUGCAGAGAGAAGAGGUAAAGGGUUCACUUUUCAAAAUGAAAAGUCCACGUGUCUAAUCAUUGCAGGUACAGUGUGCCUUUGAUUACUUUUCAUGAAUACAUGUUACAGAUUAACUGUGAUAGAAAUUUCCCACUGAAAAGGACCAGCACUGUCAGCUGACUUAGAAUGGUAAAUAGGAUAUCAAGCGCCUUAACUGCAUUCUAUUGAAGACUUAAAUGGUGUAACAUUAGGUUUUCCAAAAUAUGUCUACAGGAUAUUCUAAUGAUGAUGAUUUGAUAGCUACUUAAUGUAUAAAAUUGUCUUCUAUAUGUGAAUAAUAAUAAUAUUAAUUAAUAAGAUAUAGUUAUGAUUGUAAUGAGUAGUUGAGAAUUUGCCUAUUGGCUGUGUAUAAUGUACCUCAACAAGGGAAAUUUGAACUGUUUUGUAAGAAAGUAGUCCAGAGAUGGAAUCAACUUUCUUUCAUAUGUGAUUAAGAAUCAUGUAGAUUUAUGCAAGUAUGAGGGACAUUUUAUUAGCAAAGGAAACCACCUUAAUUUGCAAGUUUGAAUUUUCAGUUAAGAAUAAAGUCAAGAUACAGAGAACCACAAGGCACAAGGCAUUGUGGUGCCAAGUACAUGUACGAUGUAAAUCAAUAUUAUAGUAAUAAAUGCCAAAUAGAAAUGUCACCAUAAGAUACUAAAUGUGAGAAUGUCAGGUGAAAUUCUAGCCUACAACUUAAACGCUAAGUUAAACAAAUAAUGCUACAAUAUGAUGUCCAUGCAGCUAUACAAUUCCAUCAAAAUGUGCCAUGAACAUUGCUGAUGACUUCACUGAUUUGAAUAAAUGUAAAA
Molecule: messenger RNA, 4436 nt
Organism: Branchiostoma belcheri (Belcher's lancelet)
Lineage: Eukaryota; Metazoa; Chordata; Leptocardii; Amphioxiformes; Branchiostomatidae
Product: WASH complex subunit strumpellin-like
Exons: 25
Coding region: 16-3597 (1193 amino acids)
Biological process (GO): endosome organization; regulation of actin nucleation; endosome fission
Cellular component (GO): WASH complex; endosome
Source: RefSeq, a predicted model, not a curated record